AUGUCAAAUAAUAGUGUGCCAUCUACAUUGAAUAACGAUGACAAUGGACUAAAUAACCCAACCUCAAUUCCUGUGUUACAGCAAAAAGCAAAUAUUUUUCAAGCAUUCUCACUGAUGUUCAUUCCAAAUAGGACAUGGAGGGAGACGAACCUGAGUUCAUUUCAACUCUUGAGCAAGUCCAAGAAAGAAUUGUCCGCUGUUCAACAUGUCAAAGAAAGAUCAGAAGGCGGUCUUCACCCAGGCAGGUUUCAACUCUGUUGUGGAUUGGGAAAGGACAAAGUGACGCUAAUUCACCGUACACCAGGACUUAUAUCUAACAUAAUCUUUUAUCAUUUUGAAUUGAAUACUUGUCCACUGCAACUCACUGUCAAACGAGAUCAAACUUUACUUUCUCAACAUGACUUUAAUUGGGCUAUGCACUACGUUGCUCUGACUUCUCUGUGUGAUGAGGAUAUUGUUAAACAUUUUGGAAGGCAUCACGUUUUAAUGACCAUGGGGAUUAAACCCUCACUUUUGUCAUUCACUAUAUUUUCGUCCGCUUUGCAUAUCAUGCAUAGCCCCUUUGCUUGUGCAUAUAAGUUCAGUCCUCUAAAUUCUAGGCACGAUAAAUUCGUUUGGCGCUACGUACGGGAAGCGAAUCAUUUGAUGUGUCGAGCUUCAAACAAUGUUUUGAUAGGCUUGACCCAAAGAUUGGAUAAAUCAAGUUGGUCUUUAAAAUAUGGGAUAUUGACAGAAGCGAUUGGCUUAUUUCAAGGACAGAUUAGUGAAAGCGUUUACACUAAUAGUACCUCUGCUUCGGAAUUAAAAGCCGACUAUUGCAUAGUGUUUAAGCAAAGUGAUUUCCAAAGUAGUGUCAAAAAUACCCUUCAAUAUUUUAAAGGCGUCCUUAGUCCAGUGCAAGUUUAG
This is a messenger RNA of Mucor mucedo, 906 nucleotides long. RefSeq lists its product as uncharacterized. The transcript is spliced from 8 exons. Lineage: Eukaryota; Fungi; Mucoromycota; Mucoromycetes; Mucorales; Mucoraceae. The record is from RefSeq and is a predicted model, not a curated record. Bases 1 to 906 code for a protein of 301 amino acids.